UGCCUCGCAGGCCUUGGGCCUGUGGAGAAAAGAAGCCUUAGCGGGCCGACGCCCUCCGGAGGCGCUCAACCCGUGUCCCCGCUAGGUCACGUCUGAAUGCGGUCAACCCGAGUCUGAGGAGUCACGUCUGGAAGGGGGGGGGGGAGAGGCGCGAGUGAUUGGGUUUUCCCCUGGCGCAAAAGAGAUAUCAACCUUAACUCUCCCAACAAAGGUCUCCUGUCAGAUACGAUGACGGACGUCCCUGUGGAUAACACUGGUGCUUCGGCCGCUCCUCCGAGGUCUCCUUCCUACAACGGCCUCACUGAAGCCGAAGAAGAGGAAUUAAGAGCAGAGUUGGUCAAGGUGGAAGAAGAAAUUGGCACCCUCCGCCAGGUCCUGGCUGCUAAAGAGAGACACUGCGGAGAGCUGAAGAGAAAGCUGGGCUUGACCCCCUUGGACGGGUUGAAGCAAAACCUCUCGAAGAGCUGGCAAGACGUCCAAGGCUCUAACGCAUACGUUUCGGCCAGCAGCACACUGGAGGACUGGAAUGAGAAAUUAACCCAAUCAGAAGCUUACAAGAAGACGCAGGAAACGCUGUCGCAGGCGGGCCAGAAGACCUCCGCUGCCCUUUCCAACAUGGGUUCCGUCAUCAGCCGGAAACUGGGAGACAUGAGGGCCCAUCCCUUCUCGCAUUCCUUUAGCAGCUACUCCAUCCGUCACUCGAUAAGUAUGCCAGCUAUGAGGAAUUCCACCACCUUCAAGUCUUUUGAAGACCGUGUUGGAACCAUCAAGUCCAAAGUGGUUGGCAGCAGAGAGAACAGCGCCGACGAACUACACUCCCCAGCGGCUUCCGGCGACAAGCCCUCCCAAGACAACGCACCUUUCUAAGGUGCCAGCCCAGCGGUGCCCGACUGCCAGAGCCCUACCCCCUUGCAAAAACUGGGAGCUCCCUGUCCCGCCCGGAAGAGAGAGAUCCAUACAUCUUAACGUAGACAUUUUUUCUUGCUGCUGGAUUCUUCAGGUCAAAUAAAGCGAACGCACGGCGUGUUUUGUACACUAUAUAUUUUACACUAAAGGGUUCUAGGUAGGGCGUGCUGCGAGUGCUCGCCUGAAAAUAUAAACGAAUUUUUUUAAAAAGGCAGCACUGCAUUGUGGGGAUUCUACAGGUUUGGCAUCAAAGGCCUGCACACUUCUCCUGCCCACCCCCUUCCCCUGCACCCUCCACGGCAGGGAAAUUUUAUUUCCUCAAGCAAAUGUAAAAAACUCGGCCGUGGAAUACGGGAGCCGAACAGGAAGCCUGUGGCGUUUCUCACGGCCUCCGUUCCCCGGCUCUGUGUAGCUAACAGGCUUCCUGCCAUUAACGGCUCCUUCGCUCGAUAGGCAGUCGAAGAGCAUCCAGGAAAACUUUGGAGAUUUCCAGUCCCCAUUUUGACGAUAGACGCAUCUAACCGGGGCGGGGGUUGGGUGGGGGUUGUAGGUCGAAGAAACGCCGUUUCUGCCGGGCUUCCGCAAAGGAAACCUCCGUUUAGCAACUGCCUGAACCUUUGCUGCACCGAUUCUCUAGCUUUAACGAAUCUCAGAAUCUUUAUUUUUUUUGGAAUGCAGUGGACUUUCCCGACAUACCAGCUUUAGCAUUGUUCUUUUGUGUGCGUGCGUGUGUGCGUGUGAGUUGGGGGAAGCGGGGCGAGUCUACCUUUGGACGCCGAGGGUGAAAACUCGAGCCUUACAUCACCGCCUGCUUUACUCGUUUGUAACCUUUUUUAUAUCUCCAAAGGGGCGAAGGGUUUUGCGGAAGGAGGGAAGAGAGGGAGGGGAGAUCCAAAGCGCUGGAGUUCAGCAUCCCACUAUAGUGCCCACACGCAGAUGCGCCCGGUCUCGUGUUCAUUUCAGUUGUGCGCCUGCCUGCCUGCCUCUCUCUCUCCCGAGUGCGUGGAACUUGCUUCUCUGCCCGUACCUUUAGGCACCACUGAAGACAGCCUGCCAUUUUAAUCUGAUUAGCAGUGGGCACACGUAGCUGGGCCCACCCACCCUAAAGAGGGACCCCUUCUCUCCUUUCCUCUUGGAUCCAUUCUUCUUCCAGGAGCCUGAUAAGAUUUAUUUGUACUUUUUAAACACGGCCGCCCUUUAUCCUUUAGGCAGUGGCCCCAGAGACUGGCAUAUCUCGCCAUCUUUGCUUCCCCUUUGCGCCAGGUUUCCUUAGGAGCCGUCGAGUUUCAAGCAAGUCCGUGACGUUCCGUCGUCCCGACCCUCUUAGUUCUAAGGCAGGAUCGCCUCUUCGUGACUUCUCCCGACCUUUCCUGGUGCCUUAGAGGCUCAGUUGGAUGACUGUAGUGCCCUGAAUAGGUAUUGAUUGAGGCUGUUUCAAGGCCCUUUCCCCUCCCCCCCGGAAGGUUUUCACGCCCCUCCCCACAAGCCUUGGGAGAGAAGCAAGUGAUGACACCCAAGUUGCUGGCUGUAGAACUUGUCCUGUUUCUCGUCCAUUACAGGCGGGCGGAAACUAUAGCGGGGAUGCAGUUCUAGCGCACGGGCCGAAAAUCAGCAGGUGUUGUGAGAGUCAUUUGCAAGGGUUUGUUUUGCGGGUGGGAGGGAUACGGUAGUCAUCAGUGCUGGAAAGGGAAGGCACGUGUCGGUUGGACGGGAAACUGUUGAAAGAGAGAGAUCACACUGUUUCUCCUGUGCUGGUGACUAUUGGGGAAAACUUUGUCAAUAAAACAUUCCUUUUGGAAAAACAGAA
This is a messenger RNA of Sphaerodactylus townsendi, 2713 nucleotides long. It is a transcript of the gene TPD52L2, whose product is annotated as TPD52 like 2. Gene Ontology annotation, cellular component: cytoplasm. The coding region runs from base 229 to 867 and encodes 212 amino acids. Lineage: Eukaryota; Metazoa; Chordata; Lepidosauria; Squamata; Sphaerodactylidae. The record is from RefSeq and is a predicted model, not a curated record. The transcript is spliced from 9 exons.